Messenger RNA from Mya arenaria, 1203 nucleotides. Its product is annotated as P2Y purinoceptor 1-like. Gene Ontology annotation, cellular component: plasma membrane. The record is from RefSeq and is a predicted model, not a curated record. NCBI's taxonomy places the organism in Eukaryota, Metazoa, Mollusca, Bivalvia, Myida, Myidae. The transcript has 2 exons. The coding region runs from base 1 to 1203 and encodes 400 amino acids. Gene Ontology annotation, molecular function: G protein-coupled receptor activity. Gene Ontology annotation, biological process: G protein-coupled receptor signaling pathway.
AUGGAUUUAUUUGAGAACACAACUCUUGGGUACCUGAUGCCGAAUGCUAGUGACAGCCAGUGGCAUUGUGGAUUGCUAGAUGAUGGGAUGCCUUCGUCCAACAAUUCAACGAACGCGUGUCUCGAAGCCGCUUUUCCAAAUUUAAUAGUCGGAGGAAGAUCUCGUUCCAAGUUGGAACCAAGUACACUAAUGAAAGCCGGUUUUGAUAUAUUUACGUAUGUAACCCCAUUUGUGUUAGUGCUAGGGCUGGUCGGCAAUGGACUUUCUAUAGUUGUGUUUAGAACGCCAACAAUGAAAAAGAUGUCCGCAAGUGUUUAUCUAGCAGCCUUGGCAAUGGCGGAUAUAUGUACUUUACUGGUAUAUGUACUUGCUGAAUGGCUUAGAAGAGGUCUACCAUAUCUAUCCCCGGGGAUAUCUGUGAGACUGUUAAACAUUGAUGGCAUUUGUCAAGUGUUGCUUUACUUGUCGUAUGUCGCUAGGUUCAUGUCAUCUUGGAUUAUUGUGGCAUUUACCGCAGAGCGCUUUAGUGGCGUGUGUUUUCCGUUACACACAAUGCAUCGAAAGUCAAGGAGGAUUUUAUUUUGCCUUCUCGUGACAGGAGCCAUAUUCGUCAUUUACAAACCGUUUCUCAGUGGAGAAUAUAAAAUUGGCAAACGAACGUCAUGCACCUCCAUUCCCAAACACAUAUUUUUAUCCUUUGUUUUGGAUACAAUAUUUGUUACAGUUAUAUUUUUCCUACCUCUUGCUAUUAUCACAACACUAAAUGUACUUAUUGUACGAACUCUGUACUUACGAAACCGACACACCAAUGACCUAUUUGCAGAGAACACGAAAAUCCGUCUAGAGUUUACUAUAAUUCUGUUUGCCAUUACAUUUUUCUACGUUACCUUUCAUAUGCCUUAUUUCGUGCUGUGGUGUAGAUUACAAGUACUCAACGGGCCACAUCUACCAUCCGUCUCUCGUGACAAACAUUUCUGGGACUAUUGGAUAGGUCUCCUUAACAUAGCAAGGACAGUUUUCUAUCUCAACUACUGCUCUAACUUUUUCCUGUACUGUAUCACAGGAACCUAUUUCCGAAACGAACUAAGAAGGUUGUUUAGUCUUCGCAGGCAAACACAUCGUGUAUUUAAGUCUCAUAUUCGAUCAAGCCAAUUUGGAUCUGUGUACCAGAGUUCAAAUACACAUGUUACUUCAUCUGCCUGA